AUGUCCGCCGUCAUCAACCUCCUCAACACAAUCUGGACACGCUUCAGCACCAACCUGCGCGGCACCCUCGAGGGCAUGUCCGCAGAGAAGUGGAUCCGCCUUGUCAUCAUUGUCGGCGCCUACUGCCUGCUGCGCCCUUACCUGAUGAAGCUGGCCGGCAGCUCGCAGAUGAAGCAGCACGAGACCAAGCCAGAGGACGAGUUUGACGGACCAAAGGCGAAAGUGCAACCCAACACGCUGCGCGGGCAGGUCGAUAUCCCCGGGGAUAGCGACGACGAAGGCACCAGCCAGGCCACGGGCGCGACGUCGACGUCUACCGACUGGGGCAAGAAGGCGCGCAAGAGGCAGCGUGAUGUGCUCAAGAAGAUGAUUGAUGUCGAGGAAAAGAGGCUUGCUGAGCUGCAGGAGGACGAUGAGGAUAAGGACAUUGAGGAGUUCUUGGUCAAGGAGUAG
Molecule: messenger RNA, 453 nt
Organism: Colletotrichum godetiae
Lineage: Eukaryota; Fungi; Ascomycota; Sordariomycetes; Glomerellales; Glomerellaceae
Product: trafficking PGA2
Exons: 1
Coding region: 1-453 (150 amino acids)
Biological process (GO): protein transport
Source: RefSeq, a predicted model, not a curated record